Messenger RNA from Papilio polytes (common Mormon), 1604 nucleotides. Its product is annotated as UDP-glucuronosyltransferase 1-6-like. Gene Ontology annotation, molecular function: UDP-glycosyltransferase activity. NCBI's taxonomy places the organism in Eukaryota, Metazoa, Arthropoda, Insecta, Lepidoptera, Papilionidae. The transcript has 8 exons. The coding region runs from base 116 to 1573 and encodes 485 amino acids. The record is from RefSeq and is a predicted model, not a curated record.
AUACACAUCUUUUAUUGUAUUUAAAUUUAUACAUAAUUUUUCAUCACCUAAGUUGAAAGUAAAAUGGUAUUUAAAACAAAAUCUUGUGUGUAUUAGUGGCCAUUUAAUUACAACCAUGGCUAAGAUUCUAAAUAUAUCGAAAAUUUUUAUCUUCGUUGUGUUAUACCAUUACAGCGAUUCUUAUAAUAUUUUAGUUGUCACACCAUUGCCUGUUAUUAGUCACUCUAUUUUAGGUAAUGCUUUUGUUAAAUUACUGCUAAAUGCGAGACAUAAGAUAACGCACAUAACUGGAAUUCCUUACAACAUAUCUCACCCGAACCUACGUCGUUUAGAAGUCGAUUAUUACCUUGAAAGUUUACCAAAUGUAGAUAAUUCUCAAGCCUAUGGCCGUAUUAUACGGGAGCUGUUUAUUUCAUCACUUCGUCAAAAUAAUGUAAAUAUGUUAUUAAGGGAUACGAAGCAAAGAUUUGAUGUAGUCAUAGCUGAAUGGAUGUUUAACGAUUUAUACGCAGGAUUAUCAGCGCUAUACGACUGUCCCUUGCUUUGGUUCUCCGCGACAGAAUCUCAUUGGAUGAUGCUCCGUUUACUUGAAGAUACAAUUAAUGUACAAGAUGCAAACAAUAAAGACAUCCCCCCAUUUAUAACUAGCUAUAUUAUCCAAGAUAUGUAUUUAUACAACUUGGAAAAAGAAGCAUAUGAAAAUAUUUUUGGUCCAUUAAUGGACUUAAGAGGUAAAAGUUUACUAAGGUUUGAAGAGUCAAAAUAUUUUGGUGGACACAUAUUAGUUUAUCUAAAUCUCUUACCAGACGAGGCGAAGAAGUGGCCUCGAAAAUUUAAACCUAUCGCUGGAUAUCAUGUUGAUCGUGAAGUAGAAGCUUUACCAAAGGAUUUGAAAAGCAUAAUGGGCAAUGCUAAGCACGGUGUGAUUUACUUCAGUAUGGGAUCAAAUUUGAAUAGCCAAUAUGUAUUAGAUAGAUACAACGAAAUACUGAUGGAAGUGUUCAGUAAUUUAAGACAAGUUGUACUUUGGAAGCAUGAUAUAAAGUUUUCUCAGUUACCGAGUAAUGUUCACAUUUUGAGAUGGGCACCACAACAGAGUAUUUUAGCUCAUCCAAACUGCAUUCUAUUUAUGACGCAAGGUGGUGCACUUUCGUCAAUUGAGGCGUUACAUUUCGGAGUAGCAGUACUUGGAAUACCGAUAAUCGCAGAUCAAUUUACAAACAUUCUAAGAGCUGUUGAUCAAGGAUAUGCUAAACAAGUAGAUCUAUCGUAUUCAACUGAGGAAGAUAUAAAGGAAACUAUUGAGGAAAUGAUCAGGAAUCCGAGGUUUCGCAAUAAAGCAAAAGAAUUAUCAAGAAAAUAUCACAAUCAGUCAUCACCUGAUACAGAGUUAGUACGAUUUGUGAAGAAAGUGAUUCGUGCUGGAGUUACUAAAUAUCAUACAGCUGCUGAAACUAUAUCUUCAAGAAGGUUAUUUAUAAAUAUAGGAUUAUGGGGAAUGGUCUUGCUAAUAUCACUUCGAUUUGUGAUCAAAAAUUCUAUAUUCAGAAAGUCCAAGGAUUUGAAUGCUUAACCUAGUAUUGUUCUCGUCGAGUUUUUUUUUU